Molecule: messenger RNA, 603 nt
Organism: Eptesicus fuscus (big brown bat)
Lineage: Eukaryota; Metazoa; Chordata; Mammalia; Chiroptera; Vespertilionidae
Product: olfactory receptor 7A10-like
Exons: 2
Coding region: 1-603 (200 amino acids)
Biological process (GO): G protein-coupled receptor signaling pathway
Cellular component (GO): membrane
Molecular function (GO): olfactory receptor activity; G protein-coupled receptor activity
Source: RefSeq, a predicted model, not a curated record
AUGUACCUGAUCACUGUGCUUGGAAACCUGCUCAUCAUCCUGGCCAUCAGCUCAGACUCCCACCUCCACACACCCAUGUACUUCUUCCUCUCCAACCUGUCCUUGGUAGACAUCUGUUUCACCUCCACCACCGUCCCAAAGAUGCUUGUGAACAUCCAGACACAGAGCAAAGUCAUCACCUAUGCAGGCUGCAUCACACAGUUGUAUUUUUUCUUACUCUUUGCAGGACUGGAUGACUUCCUUCUAGCCGUGAUGGCCUAUGACAGGUAUGUGGCCAUCUGCCACCCCCUGCACUAUAUGGUCAUCAUGAACUCCCGGCUCUGUGGACUGCUGGUUCUGAUGUCCUGGAUCACGAUUGUCUCCUUAUUUUAUGUUACAAUCCUAGGAGUGUAUUUCAGCUCUGCUGCUACCCAUAACUCACAAUCAGGUGCAGCAGCCUCAGUGUUGUACACUGUGGUCACACCCAUGCUGAACCCCUUCAUCUACAGUCUCAGGAACAAAGACAUAAAGAGGGCCCUGAAAAGAUUCUUUGGGAUGGUAGAUACAAAGGGGACAAUCAUCUCAAGGUCAACAGUAUCCUUGAUUUUAGGGCUGUAUAACUAA